AAAUUAUCAGAGGCAGUCGAGCCCGACCAUCGAAAUGAAUCGAAAUCGAAAUAAUAAUUAACAAUGGCAACCGGUUCUGAAUCUGGACCAGGUCCAGGUUCCAGUUCUAGCCCUGAAAUAAAUGCAUGGCGUAGUCAAGCUAAGAAUAUGGAGGGCGAUGAAUGCGACUCCAACGAUGAUGACUCAGUUGAGUUUUAUGAUGCAUGCUCGGAUGAGCAACAGUUGGACCAAACACGAAUGAAAAUGGAUCUAGACACCUCGCUGGAAGAGGCACAAAUAGCAAUCAAUUAUUUUUUUAAUAACAAGUUCGAGGAGGCACGGACAUUAUUAAAACCAUUCGCCGAUACCAGUCUGUAUCACUCUAUGGGCUAUGCAGUUUUCUCUUUCCUAGAGGCAGUCCUUACUUUUGAGCAUAUUGAAGAGGCAUCGGAUGAGCUGAAAAAAUGCCUUGAUCUAUGUCAGCGUUUCAAGAAAAAAACCACAAUAACCGAGUCAAUUGGCCAAACAUUCAAGAAGAAAAACUUCAGCCAAAUGACAGACCUUGAGUGUCACGCCGAACUGUGCAUGGCCGAAGGCUUGUUGCUCAACGCCCUGCUCACAUUUAUUGAGGAUGAGAAUCUCAGCAGCCUAAUCCGCGGUAGCCUUAAAGUACGACAAUGCUAUAACUUGUAUAGAUCCUGUGAACAGAUAAUGAAGCAACGCAAGUGGGAAUCAUUGACACUGAAAUCCCACUUCGACAGCGGAGUUCGAAUGGGCAUAGGUACAUUCAAUCUAAUGAUCUCCAUGCUACCCGCACGUAUUGUCAAAAUACUGGAAUUUAUUGGGUUUACGGCGAAUAAGCACUCGGGUCUAAAUGAUCUGUACAUAGGGUACCAGGAGGCGGGACUACGUCAAGUGCUUUGUGCGCUCACACUCCUUGGCUAUCAUUUGAUGGUGGUGGCAAUGCUAAGUCAUCAGCAUGGGGAUUUGACACUAUGUCAAGAUAUACUAUCCGCCAUGCUAGAAAAGUAUCCCAAUGGUGUGUGGAUUCUGUUUUUUAAAGGCCGCCUAGAGUUUAUCAAAGGUAAUCUUGUGGAUGGCGAAACUUGGUAUAUUAAAUCUUGGCGUUCUCAGGAUGUUUGGCCACAAUUCCACCACCUGACCUUUUGGGAUCUUCUUUGGCUUAAUUGUUUGCAAAAGAAAUGGAAGGAAGCCGAUGUAUAUGCCACAAAUUUGUUGCAAAAGAGUAAUUGGUCCCGUUCUAUAUACGCCUAUCAGCUAGCUGUUAUUAAGCUUAUGCAUAAGAACCCCUCGCAAUCGGACAUCGGGGAAAUCGAGGGACUAAUGCGCGAUGUUCCCACAUGCAGGCAAAGAAUCGCGGGAAAAUCUCUACCAAUGGAGAAGUUUAUGGCGAAGAGAGCUGCUCGCUAUACGGCGCAAAAUGGGAAGUUGAUCCUUCCGGUCAUCGAACUCAUGUACCUGUGGAAUGUUUUUAAAGUCUUUAGCAAAAACUAUAACAUUGCCGAUGGCAUUCUUCAAAUGAUCGAAAAGGAAUUGUCUUUUGUUACGGCCCGAACUGAGGCCAGUCUUCAGUCAUAUUACGCAGAUAAUCGGGCGUUAUGUUUAUUGCUACGUGGUGCCUGUUUCCGUCAAAUGGAAAAGCCAGCACUUGCCCUGCAGGACUUGGAAGAAUGUAUUGGACUACAGAACAGUAUUAAGGAGGAUACUUUUAUCAUUCCUUACGCUUACUGCGAGGCUGCAUUGGUUCAUGCUUUCGAAAAUCGCGAAGCACAAGCAAUAGCAAUGCUGCAGGAUACUAGGAAAAAGUUCUCACAUUUUUCACUAGAAUCUCGGCUUCAUUUUCGCAUUCACGCUGCCUUAAUGGAACUGAAGAGCGAUGUCACAGUCAAAUAAUAUAACUAACUAUAACUGUAUUAUAUGUAUUUGUGUAUGUAUGUGUGGGUUUUUGGGUUUUACGUUUUGUGGACAGAGGUCAAUAAAAAAUAAGAAUUGAGUUAUUCGCACGCAGUGUAAAAAUAAAGAUCAUAAAUAAAGUA
This is a messenger RNA of Scaptodrosophila lebanonensis, 2036 nucleotides long. Its product is annotated as tetratricopeptide repeat protein 39B-like. NCBI's taxonomy places the organism in Eukaryota, Metazoa, Arthropoda, Insecta, Diptera, Drosophilidae. Bases 64 to 1893 code for a protein of 609 amino acids. The record is from RefSeq and is a predicted model, not a curated record. The transcript is spliced from 9 exons. Gene Ontology annotation, molecular function: protein binding.